Molecule: messenger RNA, 1264 nt
Organism: Culex pipiens pallens (northern house mosquito)
Lineage: Eukaryota; Metazoa; Arthropoda; Insecta; Diptera; Culicidae
Product: 6-phosphogluconate dehydrogenase, decarboxylating-like
Exons: 3
Coding region: 624-1190 (188 amino acids)
Biological process (GO): pentose-phosphate shunt, oxidative branch; pentose-phosphate shunt
Cellular component (GO): cytosol
Molecular function (GO): phosphogluconate dehydrogenase (decarboxylating) activity; NADP binding
Source: RefSeq, a predicted model, not a curated record
CAAAAACAAAAACAAAAACAAAAACAAAAACAAAAACAAAAACAAAAACAAAAACAAAAACAAAAACAAAAACAACGACUCCAGGCUUGGUUUGGUGUUGUUUGUACGCAUUCUGGUGGUGUAGUGGUAAGAUUGCAUGCCUCUCACCCUAAGGGCAAAUCACUUCUCAUACUGAGGUGUGUAUGGAGUGUGUAUGUAGUCAGUAUCAUACUAGAUAUCGUGCGUAUGGUAUGGACCUCAGUAUUGAUCAUUAUUACGAAGAUUUAUUUCAGUGUGGAAACUUUUGACAUUUUUCAACGUCAAACUCUGAUGCUGUUUUAUGGUUAGAUUCAGUUGGUUUUAGUUUGCUUUUAAGUUGUUGUUCAAAGCUGUGCAAAGUAUCGAUUGAAAACAAUUUUUUAAAGUAAUGCAAAUUUUUGCGGAGCAUUCAGCUAGUGAAAGGAAUUGUGCCUCGGUUGAUUAAAUUCAUAUUAGACACGAAAGAACUUUCCCCUACAUGCUGGCUGCGGAAAUGACCGUUACGGCCCGUCGCUGAUGCCCGGCGGUCAUCCGGACGAGUGGCCGCCGAUCAAGGAUAUCUUUAAGGCUAUUUGCGCCAAAUCUAACGGUGAUCCGUGCUGCGAAUGGGUUGGGCGGUCACUUUGUCAAGAUGGUACGGAAUCGAGCACGGUGACAUGCAGCUGAUUUGCGAGGCGUACCACCUGAUGUUGGAGCUCGGAAUGACCCAGAAGGAGAUGGCUCAGCAGUUUGACAAGUGGAGCAAGGGCGUACUUGACUCGUUCCUGAUCGAGAUCACUCGGGACAUUCUGAACUACAAGGACGACGAGGAGUAUAACGUAAGCGUUCCUCACGCACGUCCGCAACGCCCUGUACUGUGCCAACAUCGAUUCUACGCCCAGGGCUUCAUGCUGCUUCGCGAGGCCGCCAACGAGUACAAGUGGAACCUGAAAUACGGUGGAAUCGUGCGCAAACCGACGCUGUUCUAUCUGCUGCUGGUAGUUAGCCAGGCCGACUGCUUUCUGGCGCACACGUACGAGCUGCUCGGCAAGAAGGGCAAGUUUUUGCACACCAACUGGAUUGACAAUGGCGGCAACGUGUCCGUUAGUACUUAUUUGGUCCACAUUAGACGAGUACGAUGCCGCUGGUUGAUUCCGCUACAUUCCGUUGAACAGAAACACCGUCUCCAUUAAUCGUUGUUUCUUGUUGUCCAUUCGGUUAGAUUUCGAAAUUGUUUUCUUUUUUUUUAAUAAAAGUUGUUGUUUAG